AUGGAUUCAAGGACACAGCCAGCAGCUGAUCGAGUCUAUGAAGACUUCGAACCAUAUUAUGAAUGGGCCAAAGAUGAAGGGCAUUUCACUGUUAUGGUACCAGGAUAUAGAAGGGAUCAAUUGAAGGUUCAAGUGACCUCAAAACCUGCCCUAAAGCUAAUGGGUGAACGACUGAUCAUUGAGAAUAGAUGGCGUCGUUUUAACAUGGAAUUCCCACUUCCUGCUGAUUAUGACAGAGACAAUGUGAGUGCCAAGUUUGAGGGUGGCAGGCUAUCUGUCACAUUUGGCAAACUGAUUAAGCCUAAGGAAGCAACAAAUCCACCAGAAGAAGCUCCAAGGCCUAAGGAGCCAUCACAAAACAUUGAUCAACAAAAGGCUGCUCAAGAGGAUACCCCAAAAGCAAAAGACAAAGCAGAAGCCAGGACUAAUAAUGUAGUCUCUGAUCAAACAACACCAAAGAAAGAAGAGAAGGAACCAAGCAAUGAAAAAGAGAAGAGCAAAACAGAAACAGCAGCUAGCAUAGACAAAGUGGCCCAGGAAGUCAGGACUGAUGGCUUAACUGAGACACAAGAAGCACCAACCCCUGAAGUUCCUACAACCAAAGAUGCCAAGCAUGUUACAAGAUCCAAAACAAGGCUUAUAGAUUUCGCCCUCAGUUUUGGACCAUAUAACCAGGUUGAUAAUGAAGCCCUUGGAGAUUUGGACGCAGGGGGUAACAAGUGGAAGAAACUAGUGAAAUUGAUCGUGCUAAUCUUGCUGGUUGUGGGACUUGGGCUUUAUGCUAGAAAUGCAUUCAGAUCAUCUCAUGGAGAAUCAAACUUCCAAGAGCUGUGA
Molecule: messenger RNA, 834 nt
Organism: Gastrolobium bilobum
Lineage: Eukaryota; Viridiplantae; Streptophyta; Magnoliopsida; Fabales; Fabaceae
Exons: 2
Coding region: 1-834 (277 amino acids)
Source: RefSeq, a predicted model, not a curated record